Molecule: messenger RNA, 1533 nt
Organism: Xenopus tropicalis (tropical clawed frog)
Lineage: Eukaryota; Metazoa; Chordata; Amphibia; Anura; Pipidae
Gene: fbxl12
Product: F-box and leucine-rich repeat protein 12
Exons: 3
Coding region: 327-1379 (350 amino acids)
Source: RefSeq, a predicted model, not a curated record
UUCCGUACUUCCAACCUCAGGUCUGUAACGCAAGCCAAAAACAUACCAAAGCAUAUUCACCGAGCAGCUUGUAUAAUACAAUUUCCCGGCGGCAUUUGUUAACCCACAAGCAGCUAUUUCAUUAUACAGAAAACUAUAUACCCGGUUGACUGCGGACGGUUAAGUAACGGCGCUGUCAUUGCUCAAGCUUUACAGAAAGCGGCAGUUGUUCUGUUUCUAUCCCACAAUGCAGUUCGUUGCAAACACUGGUACCACUGGCCUAUUCUAACAUUGAAAGACUCGAUGGUGUCAGCGAUACAGAGGGUUCUUGCUCUUGGGCCAACUCUAUGGUGGCGGCGGACCUUGAAGCUUGCGGGCCUGUUUUGACAUUAAUGCGGAAGUGCGCCGUGUCCAUGGAGACUAGCAUGUCUGCGCUCCCGUCUGCGGCGGAAAACUCUUCCGUCUCUGGGACACUGGCCCUGUCAUGGCUCCCAGACAGCGUCCUGCUGGAAGUGCUGAGUUUCCUGUCUAUCAGGGACCUUGUUCGCUCCGGACGUGUUUGCAAAAGAUGGAGAACGUUGGUCAUGGAUAAGACACUGUGGAGGCACAUUAACCUAACACCCUACAAGCUCGACUCAAAGACGCUGUGGCACCUUGUAAGACACAAAUUCGUGCCGAGUUUACAAACGCUGAAGCUCAGAGGGACGUUACGGUCCGUGAAGAAGCAGGAGUUCCUGACCAUGGCCGUACUCAAGGAAAUAGAGAGCCGCUUUCACAACCUCGAGACACUGCACUUGGAGCAGACAAACCUGCAUUCCCUCAGCUACUGCCACUUCCCUUCUACCCUGAAAACCCUUCAGCUUAACCAAUGUGAACUCCCAGCGAAUUGGUUUAAAACUCCCCCCAACAAAGGCAGAACUUUCCCGAAGUUGGAGCAUCUGUUCCUAAAUAGUGUGCCCUCCUUCUCCAACCACCACCUGGAGACCAUAUGCAGCCUCUCGGCUCUGAAGACAUUGUCCCUCUGUGGCACUUAUAGAGUAACAGAUGCUGGAAUUCCAGACUCUCUCCCACAUUUGAAGGGCCUUGAGCACUUAAAACUUCAAGGUUGCUAUAUUUCAGAUAUCACCUUGCACCUCAUUGGGUGUCACUUGAAGCACCUGCAGACAUUGGCUCUCACAGACGUCUCUUCUGUGAGCGACGCUGGCUUAGCCUGCCUCUCUAGCGUGAAGACUCUGGAAAAGCUUUGGCUAGAAUACAGCACCCAUCUCUCUUUAAAUUCUAUCAUAGCUGUUUGUGGCAAAUUGCCUGCCCUCAGUUAUCUCCAUCUGAAUGGGACAUUUGAGGGCCGUGGUAUAGAUGAACUGAAGAAGAGCCUCCCAAACUGCAUGGUUACUAACUAGUAAGGUAACACAUGUGACCCUAAUACAUGAAUCUGUAUCCUGAGGACUCUGCAUUGUCCAUGGACAGCUGGCAGCAUCUCUCUAUGGCCUUUCUUUAUACACCAAAAUUCAGCAUGAACCAAAACCUCCUGAUUAAAUUGCUGUAAAUGUUGCA